Molecule: messenger RNA, 937 nt
Organism: Cynara cardunculus var. scolymus (artichoke)
Lineage: Eukaryota; Viridiplantae; Streptophyta; Magnoliopsida; Asterales; Asteraceae
Product: vacuolar iron transporter homolog 2-like
Exons: 1
Coding region: 104-730 (208 amino acids)
Biological process (GO): intracellular manganese ion homeostasis
Cellular component (GO): membrane
Molecular function (GO): manganese ion transmembrane transporter activity; iron ion transmembrane transporter activity
Source: RefSeq, a predicted model, not a curated record
AAAGGAUCAUUUAUGUAAUUUAACUCAACUAAGUUUUCCUUAUAAAUAGCUUACUUCUUGGCGUGUGUUAGCCACACUCACCACUUUGCUUUACUCAUUUAUAAUGGCUACAAUCGCUGUAAAUGACAUGGUGCAUCACCAAACCAGCCUUGAGCUCGAACAAAAGGAUGUGUUCGACUACUCGAAACGGUCUCAAUGGCUACGAGCCGCAGUCCUUGGAGCCAACGAUGGGUUAGUCUCCACGGCUUCUCUGAUGAUGGGUGUUGGAGCCGUUAAACAGGACAUCAGAGCCAUGAUAUUGACUGGCUUCGCUGGCUUAGUAGCCGGAGCCUGUAGCAUGGCUAUCGGAGAAUUUGUAUCUGUUUACUCACAACUUGAUAUAGAAGUUGCCCAAAUAAAAAGGGAUUUCAAUCGGAGAGAUGAUGUCGAAGCUGAGGUUGACGAUUUGCCAAACCCGUGGCAAGCUGCUGCUGCAUCGGCCUUGGCUUUUUCUUUGGGAGCUAUGGUACCUCUGUUAGCUGCUUCGUUUAUAAAGCCUUAUAAAAUCAGGAUUUUGGUGGUGGCAGCAGCAGUGACAGUGGCAUUGGCGGUUUUUGGGUGGUUAGGGGCGGCGUUGGGGCGAGCACCGAUACUCAAAUCUUCAACAAGGGUGGUUGUUGGAGGGUGGAUGGCUAUGGUCAUUACAUAUGGUUUAACAAGGUUAAUUGGUACAAAGGGAGUACUCCAUUGAAGUAUAUGGAGCAUUUCAUCUUAUAUCAUGGUUUUAAUAUAUUUUUUUCUUAUUUUAUAAAUACUUAUAAAAAAUAUUGCACUUUUAAUUUUAAAUCUAAGUUUUAUUUCUUUAUUAGGUGGGACCCCUAUGUAUAUAUAUAUAUAUAUAUAUAUAUAUAUAUACAUACAUAAAUAAUGUUAUCUGUAAACAUGUGUGUUACGUUUC